AUGUGGAAAAAGGCUUUCUACCUGAAUAUCAAGAUCCGAGAGGGCGGCGGCAGUGAGAAACCAUGGUUCCAUGGUGUAAUGGUUAGCACCCUGGACUUUGAAUCCAGAGAUCCGAGUUCGAGUCUCGGUGGAACCUCAAUAGUUUUCGCAGCACGCAGGCCACCUAUUCCUCACUCGACACUGACAUCAAAGGGGGAUAUCACAGCCUUAUCUAGACUAUCAAGAAAUACUCAGCACUAUCAGAAACAAUCCCCGCAUAUAGUUAGAGUCACAGAUAAGAUUAGACAGAAAGGUAUAAAAGCCCCUUAUCUUCUGACACAAAUACCCUCCGUUGUGCUAAUAAGCAUAUCCUCCGAGAGCUGCGAUGAAAAGAUGAUUUCUUUGGCUGCAGCGGCCGAUGAAAGUCUGCAGUCCACCUUCGGCUCCUUGUCUGCAGAUGCCCUCACGGACAGUCUGGCGUCGAGCCCUCUGCACCGCGCGGCUGGCAAGGGUCGGCGGCAGGUCGUGGCGAUGCUCCUGGAGGCGGGCGCAGAGGUCAACGCCAAGGAUAGGUCAGAGUCAAGCCCCUUGCACUGGGCUGCUGGAGGAGGCCACGACGCGGUUGUGGAGCUGCUCCUCUCGAAGGGCGUGCGCGUGAACGCCGGAAAUCGCUUUGGACAGAGGGCCGUACACUACGCAGCUUACUUCGGGCACCUAACUACGCUAGAGAUCCUUCAGGAGGGAGGGGCUGAUGUGGACGCCAAGGAUGAUAACGGGGACACGCCUCUCCACCUCGCAGCCUCACAAGGGCACCUCCUCGCUUUGUUCGCGCUGGUGAAACGUGGGGCUUCUACAAACAAGAGUAACAGGAGAGGAAAGACUCCGAAGGACAUGAUGAAGAAACCUUCCGAUGGAGACGACCAUAGCAUGCAACUUUUCCGGAAAGUCUCGAUGAGUAGUGUAAUGGAGAAGUGGACUGAAGCCGAAAAGGAAUUGAUUACGCUGCAAAGAGAAAAUAAGAAGUUGCAGGAUCGCCUGGAGAGAAAAACGAGAAAUAUUCGAGAACUGAACACGAGGUUAAGACAGAUGGAAGAUCAGAAUGCUCGACCUGAUUCAACUUUUUCUUUCCGAAAUAAGAAAAAUGCAAAAGUGCCACGUGCACCGCUCCCGGCGGGUGUUGGUCGGUCCUCAGAUCAGUGUAUGGCUCAGCCGCACAGUUUUCCAGGAAGAAUGAAUCAGUCCCUGGGGGGAGCUGGCAGGGACGGGCCUUAUCGGGGGAAAGCAACACACAGUGACGAGAUCCUGGAAGCGGCAAGAUGGGACGAGUCUCUGCAAACAGCAGGCAGGAGGAGGCAUUCUUCACAAGUAGCUGGCAGGGGCAGGCCUUCUUGGGGAGAAGCUACAAGCACUAACUUGUCCCUGGAAACAGAAGGAUGGGGCGAGUUUCUGCAAGCAGCAGGUAGGAGAGGCGAGACAGCGGGCAGGAAGGGUAAGUCUCCCUUAGCUGCUGUCAGGGACAGGCGUUCUCGAAGACAAGCUACAAGCAGUGACGAGUCUCUGCGAGCAUCAGGCAGGAAGGGCGAGUCUCUGCAAGCAGCUGGAGAAUCAACAAGCAGUGACGGGUCUCUGCAAGUAGCUAGCAGGGACAGGCCUCGGGGAGAAGCAACAAGCAGUGACGAGUCUCUGGGACCAGCAGGCAGGGAGGGCAAGUCUCUGCAAGCAACAGCCAGGGUGUCUGAGUUAUUACAAACAACAGGCAGAAGGGGUGAGUCUCUGCAAGUAGCUAGAAGGGACAGGCCUCGAGGAGAAGCAACAAGCAGUGGCGAGUCUCUGCAAGCAUCAAGGUGGAGUAAGACCCUGCGAUCAGCAGACAGGAGGGGCGAAUCUCUGCAAGCAGCUGGAGAAGCAACAAACACUGACGAGUCUCUGCAAGCAUCAGGGUGGAAUAAGACCCACCGUUCAACAGGCAGGAGGGGCGAAUCUCUGCAAGCAGCUGGGGAAGCAACAAGCAGUGACGAGUCUCUACAAGCAUCAGGGUGGAAUGAGUCUCUGCGAACAACAGGCAGGAAGGGCGAUCCUCUACAAAGCAGUGACGAUUCUCUACAAGCAGCAGGCAGGUGGUGCAAGUCUCCACUGGCACCUAGCAGAGGCAGGCUCCGGGGAGAAGCAACAGGUCGUGCUGAGUCUCAACGAGCAGCGGGAAGGAGGAGAAAGCCUUUGUAAGCAGCAGGCAGGGAGGUCAGAUGUCGGUGUCCAAAUUGAGAAACGUUUGCGUUUGUUGUCCUCUGGAUUUGUUGACAGAGAACAGCUGACCGGGUCUGGAACAGUAGGCAAUAAAGAACUAAAUAUUGAGACACACAGGUAUUUUCCUACAAAGAACUACAUUAAGUGACAUAAUUUAAGAAAUAAGAAACUCAAAAGAUGAAGAUCUAGGGGAUAUAUAUAUAACAAAAGUCUAAAAAACCCAAAGCAAGAGAGAAGAAACCGCAGGCCAGACGUAUUGAAACUCUACUUUUAACUUUCAUUGAGUUAAGAGUCAACACAAGCUUUUGACUAAAUUUGUGAAUUGAAAACUACAUGAAUUCGGCUCCUGAACAAGAACAAGGGAAGGUGACUGGGACAAGAAUGCAAUGAAUUAUGUCAAAUCUAAUGGAUUGCAAACCUCAGACGCGGAGAUAGCAAUAUUCCCCACACAUCCCAAUUAAGCAAGGAAACGAAGGAACCUGCAGACAGAGCAUAGAACCCCUGAUCUACAGUACGCAUCAGAAACACAAGGAAUCCAUUAGCUGUUGCAAGAUGUUAAGGAUGCUGCAUGUGAUUUUGCAGAUAUAUGGACUGGUCUGAAGAACUGUUGGUGUAAUUACUGAGUGUGUUACUUCAUGUAUCAUCAUGGAUGACUCAAGUUUGGAUACAAAGGGAUAUGACAACACGAUAGAAUUCAUUUCUGUUAAGGAAGAGAGAAUUGAAGACGUCAGUGAGGAAAAUUGCCAGGAGAUAAAAAAAGAAGUUAUCAGCUAUGUAGGCGAAGAAAAUACCAUCUUUCUAAAAGCAGAAAAUAAUAUAAGUGCAAGUGAGUGUCCUGAAAUUGCUGAUGUGGAAGCAAAUAAAAGCGACUCAGAGGUUCUGAUGUGUGAGUAUGAAGAUCCAUUAAAAAUAGUGCCACUUGUGGUUAAAGAUUGUGGGAAUGUAAAUUCUUCAGGGGGUCAAAAGGCACCUACGAAUUUUAAGGAAAAAGUAACACAUUUAACAGUUGAUAAAAAAGGAAAGAUUUUUGUGUGUGAAGUAUGUUGCAAAACAUUUUCAUAUAAUGGUCAUCUCUUAAUUCACAUGAGAGUACAUACAAAGGAGAAACCAUACAGCUGUGAAGUUUGUAGCAAAGCAUUCUCAAAGAAGAGUCACCAAGUUGCACACAUGCGAGUGCACACCAAAGAAAAGCCUUAUAUAUGUAAGAUAUGUUCCAAAGCAUUCUCUCAUAAACAUCAUCUUGAGCAACACACGAGAGUGCAUACAAAAGAAAAGCCCUAUAGCUGUGAGGAAUGCAGCAAAAAAUUCUCACAGAGAGAUGCUCUAGUAGUGCAUAGGAGAGUACAUACAAAAGAAAAGCCUUAUACGUGUGAGGUUUGUUGCAAAGCUUUCUCACAGAAACAACAUCUAGAAAAGCACAUGAGAGUACAUAUAAAAUAAAAAGUUAACAAUAUCUCUAAGGUACUUUCACCUACACCUGGUAGAAGCAAAGGGAAACAACUUUUACAAUGUUCAAGUAAUGUAUGUCAAAGUUUAUGAGAAGAUAUCUGCCAAAGAUGGUAUUACCUAUUGGCAGCAUCUUUAUUUGUUAUGACUUUACAGUUAGUGCACAUGAGGUAUACAUAUUUAAGUAAGAUUUUCUUAGUUUAACAAAUAUAAGAGCAAGUAAAAAAAUCUCUCUCUCUCUCUCUCUCUCUCUCUCUCUCUCUCUCUCUCUCUCUCUCUCUCUCUCUCUCUCUCUCUCUCUCUCUCUCUUUCUCAUUCAGCCUCUAUCUGUGCUAUAUUUAUAUUACAAGUAAAUAUUUGUAAAACCAAAUUUUAAAUUAUGUACAGGAAAAGUGGCAAUAUAUCCCUGUUGAUAUAUA
Penaeus indicus is the source of this 4088-nucleotide messenger RNA. Its product is annotated as inversin-like. The transcript has 13 exons. Lineage: Eukaryota; Metazoa; Arthropoda; Malacostraca; Decapoda; Penaeidae. The record is from RefSeq and is a predicted model, not a curated record. Bases 1 to 2202 code for a protein of 733 amino acids. Gene Ontology annotation, molecular function: protein binding.